AAGGGAGGAGAGAGAGAGAGAUGGACAGAUGGAAGAAAAAGAGAAACGGAAUGCUCAGACUAUCAGUCUGCUGGAGGAGAGACUGCAGGAGAUGGAGAGAGAGAGGGAUGGACUGAGAGAACGACUGAAAGACGUGCAGACUGAAUUAAAGGACAACGCUUCACCCACAUCCCAGAGCCCCACUCACUCCAAACGAGGCUCCUCCCCAGAGACUGUGGCAGCCCUAAGGGCCUCUUUGACCCGCGCUCGACAGGAAGUGGUUUCUCGUGAUGACAUCAUUGCUGCGUUGAGUCGUGACCUAUCACAGGCCCACGCUCGGAUGAGUGACAUGACAGGAGAGUUGAGUGAGGAGCAGAAGGCUGAGCUGGAGAGGUACAGGGUGUUGGUGGUGGAGCAGCGAGUUGAACUGAGCGCGCUCACACAGAGACUGGCCAUGAUGUCACAGCUGGUGGAGCAGAAGGACAAAGAGCUGAAGGAGAUCACACACACACUCAGACAGAGCAUGGAGGACAAACAGAAGGAGAGAGUGAAGGAGCUGGAAUAUCCCUCACUGGAGCUGAGCAGUCACAAUCCAAAGCACACUCAGGAAGUGGCAGUGAGUGACCUCUCACAGCAGGGGUUAAAGUGCAGAGGUCAUCGGCAUGAGGAAGUGAUGCGUCUUCAACAGGAAGCCCUCAGUGAGCUGCGGAGUCGCAUGAGAGCACUGGAGCUCAACUGGCCAAUCAAGCUGCUUUCUCAGCAUCAGGACCCCCCUCAGAAGAAGUCGUCCAUGCACAACUCCCAGAAGGCAGUGGGGCAGCAGAGAAUGAUUGCCUCCAUGUGCGGGUUCCCUCUCUCCUCUGCUGUUCUGAGCGAGGCCAGUUUGGAGCGGACAGCCAGACUGGACAUGACAGACGCUCUGGAGCUUAGUGAACACACGUACCUGGACCUGGCGCGGGCCCUGUGUGAGGCUCUGGAGCUGAGUGAGGGGCAGCUGCCGGGCUGUGCCCCCCUACGGCACCUCUCUCCUGGGGAGCGCGAGCGACUGGCCUCCCUGAGGGACCGAGACCUGGAGCUCCUGCGCUCACGCCUCGCACUCACCAACAGCCAGGGACAACGCACACUGCUGCAGCUACAGGAGACGCAGAGAGAGCUGCACACACUCAGGGCGGGCCAGGCUGAAACGCUGCAGCUGAGGUCCCGUCUGGAGAGUGUGUGUGUGGAGCUGCAGAGAGAACGGGAGGAGACGGCUCUGCUGAGAGAGGCGCUGGAGCGCACACACACACACGCACACACACACACACGCCUGGAGCACACACACUCGCAGAGCAGACAGCGCAGCGCAAAACAGUCCAGCGCACAACAAAAGGCAGUGUGUGUUGGCAGACAGGAGAGGAGGAGAGUACCACAUAACUGUUGGCAGAAAGCAGAACAUGAGGAGAAGUUGUCUGUAGAGCGCAGUAGUCUCCAGGAGAAGCUGCGGAAGAGAGACUACGAGGUGGAGACACUCAAGAAGCACCUGCGAGAGAGAGAGGAGGAGCUUACACGUGUGACAUCACAACUUACCUGUAUGACAUCACCGGCACCCCCAUCUGAGGCCACACCCACAGGAACAGAUCACUGAGAAGGCAGAGGAUAGGGUGUGUGUGUGUGCAGGGCCAGUAAGGAACACUUAAUUUGACUGAGAACUGACCAUUUCUACUGUGUGUGUGUGUGUGUGUGUGUGUGUGUGUGUGUGUGUGUGUGUGUGUGUGUGUGUGUGUGUGUGUGUGUGUGUGUGUGUGUGUGUGUGUGUGUGUGUAUGUGUGUGUGCUACAGGCCUGCAGUGCUGUAUAAGGUGUUGAUCCAGCAGCCUGGUUCAGUAAGAAGUGUCCCUCACAGGUGACCCAGACUCUCUGAGGCAGCUUAAGGGUCAACCCCCCCCCCCCCCCCCCCUUCAGUGUGUUAAAGCAGGACCUGUGGUGUGUGUGGGGUGUGUUAAGCCACAGUUACAUAAACACUAGCACAGCUAUGCCUACACACACACACACACACACGCGCACGCACGCACGCACGCACGCACGCACGCACACACACACACACAC
Messenger RNA from Sardina pilchardus (European sardine), 2063 nucleotides. RefSeq names its product forkhead-associated domain-containing protein 1-like. Lineage: Eukaryota; Metazoa; Chordata; Actinopteri; Clupeiformes; Clupeidae. The transcript is spliced from 12 exons. Bases 29 to 1603 code for a protein of 524 amino acids. The record is from RefSeq and is a predicted model, not a curated record.